AUGUUCGGCGUCGUCUUCCCGGACCACACCUUCCCCCUCGACGCCACCGCCUUCGCGCAGGUCGCGCCCACCUCCUGGCUGCUCGACUUCUCCACGCUCUCCCUCCCCUCCGCGCCCCGCUCCGCCGUCGUCUUCCUGCUCCCGCCCGCCGCCGCCGCGCUGCCGCCGGGCAAGGCCGUCGCCGUCUACUACCAGGCGGCCGCCAACCGCCCCUUCGCCUUCCUCGGCGCGCUGGGCGCCGCGCGCCCCUCCGCCACCUUCCGGCUCCCGGAGGCCGGGGACGAGCCGGAGCCCCCCGCCGGGCCCGCCAAGCUCGGCGUCGCCGUGGAGGACGCCGCCGCGCUGCCCCCGGCCCCCGAGGAGCAGCGCGCCGAGCGGGUCGCGCUCCGCGUCGGCGAGAACCUCUUCAAUUUCAUGCAGUCCUUCUGCGCCGCCGACGGCGGCAAGCUGAUUGUGCCCACGGAUAUCAUGGACCGCUGGUUCCGCAAGUUCCAGGAGAGGGCCAAGAAGGAUCCCUCAUAUCUCAAGAGCUUUGACUUCUGAGACCAAAG
This is a messenger RNA of Lolium rigidum, 551 nucleotides long. Its product is annotated as protein OPI10 homolog. Gene Ontology annotation, biological process: protein import into nucleus. NCBI's taxonomy places the organism in Eukaryota, Viridiplantae, Streptophyta, Magnoliopsida, Poales, Poaceae. The record is from RefSeq and is a predicted model, not a curated record. Bases 1 to 543 code for a protein of 180 amino acids. Gene Ontology annotation, molecular function: nuclear import signal receptor activity. Gene Ontology annotation, cellular component: nucleus; cytosol. The transcript has a single exon.